This is a messenger RNA of Neurospora tetrasperma FGSC 2508, 984 nucleotides long. RefSeq lists its product as uncharacterized. The transcript has 2 exons. The record is from RefSeq and is a predicted model, not a curated record. The coding region runs from base 103 to 840 and encodes 245 amino acids. Gene Ontology annotation, biological process: positive regulation of transcription by RNA polymerase II. NCBI's taxonomy places the organism in Eukaryota, Fungi, Ascomycota, Sordariomycetes, Sordariales, Sordariaceae. Gene Ontology annotation, cellular component: mediator complex; chromatin. Gene Ontology annotation, molecular function: transcription coregulator activity.
CGCGAAGAAAGCAAUGUCUUUCAAACCAGCUUCAUUCACCCGAGUCACCAUCGCAACCUAAUCCACUCUCCAGAACAUUUAUUAACAGCUAGCCAUUUCACCAUGGCGCCCGUAACCGCCACUCACCAAGAGGCGCAGGAGUCCGUCAAAAAUGUAAUCCAAGACCUCCUAAACCUCAUGGUCCAAGUCUCCCAGUACGACACCAACCCUUCCUCGAGCAACAACAACACGCCCACCAGCUCCCGAGCCAGCGGCGGCGGCGGCGGGGGACACGCCUCCUCGCGCGACAUCAUUGCUCAAUCCCUCCAAACCCUCGACGCCUCCCUCCUCUCCGUCUACCGCACCGCGAACCUCCUACCCUCUUCCCCUUCCUCCCCUUCCAACAAUCUACCACAGCAGGGAACCACAGAACUCGAACGCGCCGAAGCCGCCCAAUUCGCCUCCACCUUCAACAACACGCAUAACCCGUACGCGCCCCAUGUCCACCAACCGGGCCCGCAGAAUCCAGGCAUUCCGAUCCCGCUGAUCACGUACGUUGAGAACGGACGGAACCCGGACGUGUACACGCGCGAGUUCAUCGAGCUGGUGCGUAGGAGCAACCAGCUCAUGCGGGGCAAGAUGCACGCUUUUAGGGAUUUCCGGGACGUUCUCGCGGGCGAGAUGGAGGCGGCGUUGCCGGAGCUGAGGGAGGAUAUCAAGAGGGUGGUGGAGGCGACGGGGGGGCCUGGCCCGGCGGAGGGGACCGAAGAGAGGGCCAGGGAAGGGGUGGUGGGCAGUUUGAGUGCUGGUGGUGAGGGACAACAGGGACAACAGGGACAAGGGCAGCAAGGCGGGCAGUAGGAGUGUGCUUCGCUGGAUGCUCUAUCACCGAUCUCACAAGAGUGAGGUGCGGACCGUGUGGACGGCUGAUUGAGAGAGAUGGUUCCAAACAUUGCGAAAGAGGAGGGGAUCAACAAGUCGCAGGUGGUUCCUUUCUGAUUGCUA